Seminavis robusta is the source of this 2802-nucleotide messenger RNA. Lineage: Eukaryota; Bacillariophyta; Bacillariophyceae; Naviculales; Naviculaceae. The record is from the annotation of a GenBank genome assembly.
AUGAUGAGCCGUUUGGUUCCUUGGAUGGUGAUGGGUCUAUCAAUGGGGGUGGGGUACUUUGGUUUGGAAUCCUUGAUGCGCAGUAACCAGGAAAAAAUGAACGGCAAGAAAAAUCAGUCAACAAAAAGACGUCGACGACGCCAUUCGCUGUACUCCCAACUGCUGCGACAAGUGCAACAAAUGGAGACCAUGAUGUCUUUGGAGAACAUUCCCUAUUGGUUUGUGCAGUGCUGGACUCUGCCCGUGGCAUCCUAUGAUAUUUUGUGGGGCGUCUUUCUGACGGUCCUACCAGCGCAGACCAGUCCCAUUGAUCUGGAUCCAGCCAAGGGAGCUGCCAGAGUGCUUGUGGGACACAGUAGUACUACGAGUACUACUAAAGAAAAUCGUCCACCAAUACAACCAAACAACACUGAUGAGUUUCUGACGCUCCCUCCCCAAUUGCAUCCACGGUUGCCACCCAAACCAAGCAACAACUACAAUGGGAAGAACAACAAUAAUAAGAAAGAACGCUAUGUGGAAAUGCUGCUUCACAGUGUCAGUCACACAGACCUGGUAUUGGGACUUGAAGCCAUUCUUUCAAGCCAUGCUACUACUUCAGGUGAUGCAACGGGAAAUAGUACUGAGGCAAAAACAACAGCUUCAUCACUGAAAUCCAUGUGCUUGGGACGACCCCGGUUCAGUGCUUUUGACAUGUACUGUCGCAAAAUGUUGCAAGCGUUGGAACAGGAGGAACAACAACAAACAAGUGACAAGGCAGAAAUCAUUCUCGUGCCACAGUACCAACGCGCCCAAAAUGAUCCUCGGUACACCAUUCAACCAUCCACCGAUCGACCUCAUGUGGCCACUGGAUUUUGUUGGAAAACAACAUCAGCGAACAGCAGUAACAAACAACAACAAAACAACAAUCCCCGAUUGAUUCCCUUGACACAAGCAUUGGCGGAUUUGCGAGUGCGAGGAAAAGACAUUGCCCGAUUGGAUCCAUGCUACGAAGCAGCUACCAGAACGAACGACGACGAGGCGACCGUGUCGUGGAACAUGGUAGCACCGGAUGGCACCACCACCACCGCCACAACCGACGAAACAACAACAGCGCCGUCACGACAAGACGUCAUGGUGGAACUCAAGGCCAUCUUUUUCCCACUCUUGGCCACGUUGCUGCCUCGAUGGCACGCUCAAAUUGCCAAGAAACAUCACAAAACCAAAAGCAAAAUUCAAAAGGUAUUGGUACUCGUCACGGGGGUUGGUACACCGCGCAAUUGGACACACUCUGUGACGGGCAACUCGACGCAAAUGCUGGCGCAUCUCAUGGAACGAUUCCUGGCCAAAGUACAUCCCGAUAUUACAGUCGUCAAAAUUCAUUCCGACACGAACAUUUUUCGAUACGAUGACAACAUUUUGUUUGUCCAACAAGAGCUGCUCCCCACGGUCAAUGCCUAUCGCGAUGCCCAUGCCAUGCAAGCACCGUAUCCACAUGAACAGCAACAACAAGCAGCUGCAGAGUCAUUGUUAUUGAUUGAUGAUGAUGACGACAAGGAGGAAACUGUUAAGCAUGGAUAUUUGCAACAAUUGAGGCCGAGAUUCGCCAAUAUCAGCAACAACACGCAACCCUUUGACGUGGACUGGAAAAAGACCUUUGCCGUGACACUGAGCUUUGCCGAUGGCAGCCCCGCACGGACUCAUGCCAUUCAAACGGCUCUACGAUUCUAUCGACCAGCGUUUCUACAUAUAUGGCAGCUCAAGACGUUCUGGCACGAGCGAAAGAUUGUGGACGAUGACGCCGAAGUGCACAGUUUUGAAGAAAUGGAAACCAGUCCGGCAUUGGAGUCGACCGAUAUUCGCGAGGGAUUACUAGCCCAAGUCGUUCAAGAAAUGAAGGCAUUCCGCGAAGAAAUGACAGAAACGUUAUUGAUGAAUGAGUCGUCCAAUGAUAUUCAUUCCUUUUGGUUGCGCAAAACACACAAACCAGUUCUGGCCGUGUUGUUGGUGCAAACGGCAGAUGGACCUCCGGUUUUGUAUCGAGGUACCAACAUGGAAGUAAGCAUGCCCACGGGCUCGUUGUGUGCGGAACGCAACGUCAUUGGCACGGCUCUCGCAAGUAAUCCCAAACUCAAACGAGAAGACUUGAAGUGCAUUGCCGUAUUGGCGGUACCCCAACCCAAAGCGUCGUCACGAACGGCACGGGCUGCGUCGUCUGUUGUUGGAGGAGGAGGAAAUUCCAGCAUUUCCGAAGCGGCGGCUGCAAUGGUUUGUGGUAGUGCGCGGAGCUCACGGCACAAUUCGUUGGAUGCCACCAACGGCGCGACGACUACCAUGACGGGUGGGCAAAUGAGACGACAAUCCUUUGAUGAACGAGAAGAGGACUGGGCGCUGAGUGGUAGCGGGUCGGCUCCGUUGGGAAAGAACGCAGCGCACGGUGGGGAGGAAGCGAUUAAGAUCGAAAUGGGCGUCGACACUAAAAGUCAGGUGCAGCAGAACGAGGAGGAAGAAGAGCCAAGUACACCUCUUCAACAGAUCUCUCUGUUCAAAACAGAAUCAUCCAAUUCGCUGGUCGACAUGAUUAAACAAUCCCCGUCGGGGAUUAGCCCGUCGAGGCAUGCCUCGUCGUUGGCUUCUGCCGGCGCAAAGGACAAUCGGAAAACCGUGCUGGUCCGAUCGAAUGCGGAUGACAUCAACCCCUUGCGGCCAUGUGGGGCGUGUCAUGAAUGGUUGAAGAAGAUCGCCGAGUGCAAUCCCUAUUUUCAGAUCCUGACCUUCACUGACGCUCAUUGCAACGGUGUGUACCUGACUCCAUGUCACGAGUAG